Messenger RNA from Penicillium lagena, 1509 nucleotides. RefSeq names its product glycoside hydrolase family 27 protein. Bases 1 to 1509 code for a protein of 502 amino acids. The record is from RefSeq and is a predicted model, not a curated record. The transcript has a single exon. Gene Ontology annotation, biological process: carbohydrate metabolic process. Gene Ontology annotation, molecular function: hydrolase activity, hydrolyzing O-glycosyl compounds. Lineage: Eukaryota; Fungi; Ascomycota; Eurotiomycetes; Eurotiales; Aspergillaceae.
AUGUGGCACGGCUUGCUGCUGCCUGCUCUUGCGGGGCUCACUCUUGCUGGUGUUCCUGACCAAGACCCCAAUGACACCAACUUGGACGGAUGCUAUCCCGUGGCGCCCAGCAACGGCGGCGGUGAGCUGAAGGUUCUCAGGACCGCACAGACUCCUAAUGGCUUCCACCGUGCUGCACGAGGCUGGAACAGCUGGGGCAUUGAGGCCAAUCCGGCAACGACGCCUAGCUAUAAGGGAUUCAACCAGGAGUUCACGAUGUCACAGUGCAGCGUUCUGGCUGAACGCCCAUUCGUCGAGGCCGGAUACAACUUAUGCAGCCUAGAUGCCGGCUGGAGCGUCGCUGACACGGACGAUUUUGGCCGUAUCACCUACAACCACAGUGCAUUUGACCUCCCGAAGCUUGGCCGCUUCCUGCACAGCAAAGGGCUGCAAAUGGGCAUCUACGUUAUCCCUGGCGCGCCAUGCACCUCUAUCAAUAAGACGGUCAUGGGAACAAAUCUUACCUUGGGCGACAUUAUGAACGAGAACAACGACGGAGUGCCGCCAAACCCGUAUUGCGAUUUCGAUUAUUCAAACCCGGCCACGCAAAUAUGGCAUGACUCUUUGUUGGACCUAUGGGCUUCCUGGGGUGUAGAUAUGAUCAAGUUGGAUUUUAUAACACCCGGAUCUAUCCAGAACGGUGCCACUUUGCCCGCGAACAAUAGCGGUGCCGCUGUGGCAUUCCAUCGGGCCAUCCAGAACAGUGGCCGCAAGAUACGUCUGGACCUGUCUUGGAAGCUCUGUCGAAACGACACAUACUAUGAUAUCUGGAGGUCAACCGCAGAGACACUACGAACAGACCAGGACAUCAACUUUUCCGGCACCGACACGCUGCUCCAGUGGUGGCCGGUGCAACGCGAAAUUGAGAACUAUCGGCAGUAUAUCUCGUUACAAGUUGACAAGGAUCAACCGCUGACAAUGUACCCGGACAUGGAUAACUUGUACAUUGGCAACGAUCCUCAGAUCUCCGGAGUCUCGAAUGAGCAGCGUAUUACCGUCAUGAGCCACUGGAUUGGCGCGGCCGCUAACCUCAUUACGGGUGCCGACAUGACAAACCUGGAUGAUCUGGGACGUAAGCUUUUCACAUCUCGCGAGUCGAUCGAGGCAUCCGAUUUCUGUAGUCGCCACCCGAUGCAGCCCCGAAAUCCGGGAACUGGGGAUAACCUGGCCAAACAGCUCCAGGGCUGGAUUGCAGGCCCAGAUGAGUUUGGGCGUGCGUAUGCGCUGCUAACCAACCUUGGACCGAACCUUGCAGGUGCUGCUGGAUACAACAGUAUGCUGAACGGAACACAAAAGGUUUCGCUUUCGUUGAAGGACUUGGGAUUAAAAGGGGCAUGUUACAGGGCAUCUGACGUUUGGUUUGGGCACCAGAGAACCGUGGUGCGCGGCUACGGUCUUGCGGCAGAUCUAGACGAAGGAGAGAGCCAGUUUCUGAGGUUGGAUCCGUGUUUUCCGUGGCUGUCAUCGUGA